AGUACCAUUAGCGUCGGCCUCCCUCACAACCCAACGGAGUAUAACCUUUAAAAAAAAAGCAAAAAUACCAAAAAGACUACUCUCAUCACUUCCCCCCCUUUCUUUUAUUCCUCACCACCGUAACAAUGAUGGAGGAGCACCACUCUCAGGGGUCGAACGACGACCUGCAGAACGUCAGUGACGCCGACCGCUUCCGCCGUAACCAGGGCACUAUCCUCUUCGUUGGUAACCUUCCUUUCCAGACGCCGUGGCAGCACGUGAAGGAUCACUUCCGCAACGCUGGCAAGGUGCGCUACACGGACCUCAUCGCCGACCGCACGGGCCGCCCCAAGGGGUCCGCGCUCGUCACGAUGAUGACCGUUGAGGGCGCUGACAACGCCAUUCGCAUGUUCAACGAGACGGAUUUCGAGGGCCGCCGCCUGAUUGUGCGCAAAUUCGACGACGGCCCGCGCCCGCCGCUGGUGCAGCGCGAGAUGAUGCCGGCCUACGGCAACACCGCCGCCCAGCACCGCGGUGGCCAGUUCACCGCCGGCGGCUACUACCCCGGCACGGCCACCGCCAACUUCAACCGCCCCAACAUGCCGAGCACCGCCUACAACCGCGGCACCCCCUACCAGGUGGGUGCGACGGAGGUGCUCGACAUGAACGGGCAGGAGCCACUGCCGAAGCCGCGCAGCCAGCAGGUGCCGGAGGUGGGCCGCAAGCUCUUCGUCUCGAACUUGCCCUUUGACUGCACAAACGGUGCUCUGCGUGAGACCUUCCAGCAGGUCGGCGUGGUCGAGCGGGCGGAGAUCAUUCUCGGCCGCAACGGCAAGAGCCGCGGUAUGGGUGUGGUGGUGAUGAAGAGCGAGGAUGAGGCCGCGGUGGCGAUUGCCGAGUUCGACGGCAUCGAGAUGGCCAACCGCGCGAUGAACGUGCGCCUCGACAACAAGUCGCAGUAG
Leptomonas pyrrhocoris is the source of this 941-nucleotide messenger RNA. Its product is annotated as putative RNA-binding protein. NCBI's taxonomy places the organism in Eukaryota, Euglenozoa, Kinetoplastea, Trypanosomatida, Trypanosomatidae. The transcript has a single exon. Gene Ontology annotation, cellular component: nucleus; cytoplasm. The record is from RefSeq and is a predicted model, not a curated record. Gene Ontology annotation, molecular function: mRNA binding. The coding region runs from base 126 to 941 and encodes 271 amino acids.